CAGUCGCUUGUGCUUUCUACUGCCCUCCACUAACUUAUUUCCCUGACAGUUCUAGCCCAGUACGAGACAAUUCUGAAGUGUCCUACGCCUGGCUGCAGCGGCAGAGGUCAUGUCAGCACGAGUCGCACCACUCACAGGUCACUGUCGGGCUGUCCACUGGCAGCUGUCAACAAGCAGGCCGCCCGGGAACAGAAGCACAGAACUCUGCUGGCCCAGACAGCUCUUGGGAUGGCCGGAAGCGGCUUCAAGUCGACCCUGCCGCCGGGACGCCAGGCUGAGAUGGGUGCUAGCGGUGGCUUCGCGCCCCUGGACGCGGAGGGGCGUCGGCUGGCCUCAGACGCCGUACCACUGUUCGCUGGGUUGAGCAACGACUUCGGCGAGCAGAAAACGGUGCAGCGUGUGGCCGAUGAUCAGGUGCUGCUCGAGCCAGACGACCAGGAGAGCUCGCGCACGAUCCUCGAGCUCAAGAAUGACCGUGCGGCACCGGCAGCUCCCGCGCCCACGGCUCCGCCGGUAACGGCUCCGGCUGCGGGAGCCGUGGUGACUCCCGUACCGGUGUGUGCAGCGCCCCCGGCCGUGACAUCAGAGCUGCGACCACAGCUACCGGCCGUGGCGGCCUCCCUGCCGGCCCACCUGACCGUUACCAUGUCGCGGUAUGGCUACUACGGAGACUUCUACAAGCGGCCAGAGCCGGUGCGGCCGGCGGCAGCGGCUCAGUACGACGUGACAGCGCAGCUGGCCGGCCGGACCGCCGUGGCAAGUAUCCACCCGUUCAAAUUCGCCCGUGUCUGUCCGCUGGGCGCUGACAGUCCCGACUGCUGA
Messenger RNA from Amphibalanus amphitrite, 822 nucleotides. RefSeq lists its product as uncharacterized. The record is from RefSeq and is a predicted model, not a curated record. The transcript is spliced from 5 exons. Lineage: Eukaryota; Metazoa; Arthropoda; Thecostraca; Balanomorpha; Balanidae. The coding region runs from base 229 to 822 and encodes 197 amino acids.